UGCGCUAAGGACGCCAUGUGCUUUUGAGAGAGCGCAAGAGAGAGACAGAGAGGGAAGAAGACUCGCGGCAGACGGAGAGGCUGUGUGAUACUUUGCGAUCGGUUGUGCUGUUUCAUCGCGGGGGGGUUUGUUGGAAGUGGCGGACAGGAUGUAUUGCACGACGCACUGCUUUCGGACCGCGCUGCGAAUCGUGGCAAACACACGCCGGCAAGAACUUCGGCGGACACCAGCACUAAGUGCCCUCAGACUCCUCAAGACCAGUCCAGCUAGCCACUCUGAUUCCAUCGCCGCCCCUCCGCUGGACGGCGCGCCCAAACACUAUUCCCCCAAAAUUCAGCAACUGGUCAACGACAUAGCCAGCCUCACCUUACUAGAGGUGUCAGACCUCAACGAGCUUCUUAAGAAAACACUCAACAUUCAAGAUGUUGGGAUGAUGCCAAUGGGGGCCAUGGGUUCAGCAGCUGGACCUGCUGCUCAGUCCAUAGAAGAGGAGGAAAUACCAGCCAAGAAGGAAAAGACUCAUUUCACUGUAAAAUUAACAGAAUUGAAGGCUGCCGACAAGGUCAAACUCAUAAAAGAAGUAAAGAAUUGCAUCCAGGGCUUGAAUCUGGUGCAGGCGAAAAAACUGGUGGAGAGUCUUCCACAAGAGAUCCGGGCUAAUGUGUCCAAAGAGGAGGCAGAGAAACUGAAAGCGGCCCUGGAGGCAGCAGGUGGCACUGUGGAACUGGAGUAGAUCUGACCUGCCUUCUCGUGCCCUUCACCUUUUGGCUGCUCGUGCACUUAUUACUUCAUUCAGUUUUCCCCUUUUUUUAUACAACAAAAAGAAGAAAGGAACCUGGAGACAAAACAAAAAGAAAUGGAGCAAUGCCUUCCUGACAUUAUUUGUUGCUUUAUCUGUGUCACGUGGGGUGGUCCAACACACAGACUGAACUUUUCAGGUUCUUAACUUGAACACAAAGGCCACCCUGCUGUCUGCUUGUCCAUUUGUCCAUAUUCCUGUUUAUUUCAUGUUUUGGUGAGCCACUGGGCUAUGGAAACGCUGGCCCUGGGUGCCAAGUCAGUCAGUCAAGUCCAUCUGUGUAUCUCUACCUCACCACAAAGGUUGUUCUAAAGUUGUUGCUAAAAGGGUAAUUAUUGCUGUUGAUUGUGGUGAAGUAAACAGGUUAUUUAAUACAGUUGAAAGGGCCGUUUCUUUAAAUUCCUCAUAUGAUCAUCCAUAACGUGAUUAAAAUGGAAACUAUCCACAUUUUCUUUCUUGCCCUUUUCAUUUGUUCGCUCUCUCUUGGUUGAUUUUGCUCCUGUGCAAAAAUCCUGUGAAUGCAGAGGGAAUAUGGAUGUAGUGAGAAUGACAUUAUUGAAUCAUCGUAUAAGUGAUGCUUUAAAUGUGUCUUAUCUGGUAUGCUGACAGCUUCCAUUCCACCGGUUGUUGUACUGCUGCUGGCCACUAGAGGUCAGAAGACAUCUAGAGUCAAUGUGGCUGUCUAAACUACAUGGGAAAUUUAGCCAGAAUCUUACAAAUUUGACAUUGACAAUUUUUCUGUUGAAAUUACAC
Molecule: messenger RNA, 1552 nt
Organism: Lampris incognitus (smalleye Pacific opah)
Lineage: Eukaryota; Metazoa; Chordata; Actinopteri; Lampriformes; Lampridae
Gene: mrpl12
Product: mitochondrial ribosomal protein L12
Exons: 5
Coding region: 149-733 (194 amino acids)
Biological process (GO): translation; mitochondrial transcription
Cellular component (GO): ribosome; mitochondrial large ribosomal subunit
Molecular function (GO): structural constituent of ribosome
Source: RefSeq, a predicted model, not a curated record